UUUGUUGUUUAACGCUGCUCUGAACAAUUUAAAGCUGUAUGAUGGUGGUCUGAAUAAUCGAGUCUGAACCAGAAAAUCCAGUGAUUGACAUCAUGAGCAUGGAUCUACGCAAUUGGAGUACGAUAUGUCAAGCAAGUCAUCGAGCCUAAUCACCUUAUCCCGGCGCACAUCUGUUAUGACAAGCAUGGGUUGCUGAAGACCAAUUCUAAUCCAGAUAUUCAAUGGUUGAGGUAAAGAGUGGAGCUUAACUUACAUGUAAUACGGUAUGGAGAUGGUAUGGAGGUGGACAAGGUGUGUUCUGGGCCUGUGUCACACAGUCUACGGUUCAGGUAGGAAGAAGAGUACAAGUAUGGUACUCCAGCUCGUCCUGAUUGUGGUCGUCCUUGGUCAGGUGGGUGGUCACUCCGACCACUGGGUCUACAAUGUCCUCUAUCAUCAACAACAAAAUCUAACCUGUGAGAAUGAUAUGUUCAACCCAGACCGGAUGCCAACCGGAACAAGCCUCCUCUGGACAUUACCCAGUGGUGAGAUCAUCCGCCCACAUGGUGACCAUUCCAAGGUUGACAUAUCCCCAAGUGGCCACUGGAUCCUGGUCAAACAUGUCCACGAUGAAGAUUUUGGUGUGUACAACUGCCUGGUAUUUGUGCAAGGCAAUCUGACUCACAGCAUCCGUAAAGGAAUUAACAUACAUGGGCCAUAUUGGGGGGACCUGAUGAAGAAGUACAUGCCCAGUGUCAUCGUAGGUGUCAUUGCGGCUUCUGUGAUGUUUGCCACCCUCUCCUUCCUGUGUUUCUGGUACGACAGACACCAAGGUGUGGGGGAGAGGCUCAUUGACAAGUACGAGGAGAUGAUGAAGGAAGCAAUAAAUGGUGGUCAAGUCAACGCAGGGUUUGAUGUGAUGGAGGAAAUCAAGACGAAAGUGCCGGAGAAAGAUGGAAUUGAGCUGCCUCCGGUUACAACCAAGUUCUAAAGAUGUCCAUCAGCUUAGGAGUAGUUUCACAAAUUUCAGACAUAUAUAUGCUAUUUUGUUCAUGUUUUUCAAUAUUCGAAAGUCUACAAUGUUACAUUCUUUUCUUAGUGUCUUGUCUGAGUUCAACAAUAAUCAUCUGUUUAAUAAUAGUUUUCAUAAAAAUGUCCAUCAGUCUUGCUUUCAAUGUGUGUUUUUUAUGAAAAGAAGAGACCAUCAGAAUUUGUCCAUACCUUAAACAUUUAUAAAUCAUGAUAGAUUUGGAAAUAUUCUUUCUUCAGGCUUAGCCUAUAUGUAUGGUCUGUUGCCGUGAACAUGUAGCAAAUGCUAGAUCUUGAUUAUUGUAACUGACAUUUUUAUUCACUGUUGUGACAUCUGAUACAUUUGGGGCAAGACAUGAUCAGAAGAAAAUUACAAGUUACCUAAUAUCGUUUUAAGAGAAUUUGCUUUAAAAAAUGUGCCUUGUUUGUUUAUAAUUACCCACUAGACUGGAAGCAAGAGAGAUAAAUGUAUUGAAUACCCAAACAAAGCUGUCACAUACCAAAUGUGGAUGUUAAUAUGUGAGUAAUUAUUUGAAUGUAAUCGUAGCACUUAAACGACCCUAACACUCAUUCCUUAACGCAAACUUAUGACUGUCACGCAGAUAAAUUUGUAGAUGGGGCCCAGUAAAUAUCCUUUUAUAUUUGAGGGACGGCAUUACCAUGAGAUUUUCUUAAAUUAUUCUAACUUCGGUAUGCCUGUGAUGUUUGAAACCAUUAUCUCAUAAAAAUGAUACUUUUUAGCACCUCUGCUGUUCACUGUUCCAAUCCAUUGUGAUUAAUCUGUCAUGGUCCAGCAAUGAUAACCUG
Molecule: messenger RNA, 1815 nt
Organism: Haliotis rubra (blacklip abalone)
Lineage: Eukaryota; Metazoa; Mollusca; Gastropoda; Lepetellida; Haliotidae
Exons: 2
Coding region: 266-970 (234 amino acids)
Source: RefSeq, a predicted model, not a curated record